This is a messenger RNA of Cladocopium goreaui, 689 nucleotides long. NCBI's taxonomy places the organism in Eukaryota, Dinophyceae, Suessiales, Symbiodiniaceae. The record is from the annotation of a GenBank genome assembly.
AUGGAAGUGGGCCAGGACCCUGCUGCGCUGUCCUUUUCGACGUUUCAAACGAACAAAGCUUUCCUGAUUCGUUGUGCGAAGGGCGGCUGCUACUCCACCUUGGAUUUUGCCGAUAGAGGCCUUACAUCGGACAAAAACUUUGCCCUGUCGUUGCUCUCUGUGGACGUUGCCACUCUGCAGCAUCUCAGCGAAGGGCUCCGCAACGACUGCGAGAUUCUCUUGCACGCCGCGGCCCUCAGUGAGCAAGACUUUGGAGGAGACAAGGACUUCUGUGACCAGGCCCGACGGCUGCGCAGCGCCUUGGCUAUGGUGAGACGCCAUCCCAACAGCAGGAACAUUGUUCUUCGAGCAGUCGGCUGGCAUCCUUUGUCUUUGUGGUAUGCAUCAUCUGAACUGCAAGAGGAUCCUGACUUUCAAGAACAGGCAGCUUGGCUGAUUGCCAGCAAAGACGGCCAAGGACUGGAUGUGGUCUCUGUUGCACAAUGAACAGAACGCAAGGCACUUGGCCACUUGGCCAAGGCACUUGGCCGCAACAACUGAGUAAUUUGCUUUGUCGAGAGAAUUCCCAACAACCUGGCUUUGCAGGAACAACUUGUUCCACGAGCCAUUUCGUUUGGCAUCUUUUUCACCUUACUGUAGCAUCAGUACUUUCGCGCGGAAGAACUGCUUGAGACGUGCUGAGGCUAAAA